AAAUUGCAAUCUUACGAUUGGAAGACUUACCCUCAUAGAUGUCUUCUUAUCUUAGAUGACUUUGCUUCUCAUCCUUUGUUAAAGAAUAGAGAACAAGAUAUGUGUCGAAUUCUUAAGAAGCUCAGACACUUUAACAUCUCAGUUGUCAUUUGUGUACAGACAGCAAAGAGUUUAAGUAAGGAUGUUAAAAGAAUACUUACUGACAUUGUACUUUUCCCCGGAUUGUCCGAAGACGAUUUCAUGGAACUUAUGAAAGAGUCCAUGGCAGGUAAGUUUGACAGAUAUGAACUAUGGGAGAAGUACAAAGUCAUACAAGACCCUCAUACUUCUUUCAGAAUUCAUAUCUACGCAAACAAAGUUCAAAUUGUAAAAAGUCAAGCUUGA
Messenger RNA from Trichomonas vaginalis G3, 384 nucleotides. Its product is annotated as protein of unknown function, DUF4106 family. The annotation marks the transcript as partial. The transcript has a single exon. Lineage: Eukaryota; Parabasalia; Trichomonadida; Trichomonadidae. The record is from RefSeq and is a predicted model, not a curated record.